AUGGUUUGGUUGUUGUUAUUUAUUUCUACUAUUUAUGCAAAUAACUGUGAAAAUGGUACUUUGAUUAACUCAUUGCCAUCUUCUUUUUCUGUUUAUAAUUUCAAUACACUUUAUAUUGACGAUGUUCCAUAUUAUGGUAUUUUAACAAAUAUUCAUCUCUCUAACAACCAGCAAAUUGUAAUUUCUACUUGUGACUCAACAAGUUCAAUUGCAACAUAUAUUUAUGAAAUUAUUAAUUGUUGGAACAAUAAUGAAUUAAUAUAUAAAUCUCGUUCAAGUGGUGGGUGUGGCAUCUAUUCAAGAUAUAGUUUUAGUGUUGAAGCAGAUAAAAAUUAUUCAUUUUUUAUUUGUUCAAAAGUUCAAUCUUCUUUUUCAUUAUUAUUUUUCAAUCAAGAAGAUUUAACAAAUAUACCUUAUUUUCAUAUUCAAUCUCUCCCAUUUUAUCAUGAAAAUGAAAUAAAUUCUAUUAACCCUUCUGUUAACGAAGAUUGUAUUCAUGAUGAGUAUGGCUAUUGGUAUACAUUUAAAGGAGAUGGAAAUCAAAUCAACAUAUCUUUAUGUAACUCUUUUAGUAAUUUUGAUACUUUAAUAACAAUAAUGAAAGCUACUGAAACAAAUGGAGUUAUAUCAAAAAAAUGUUUAUUACAAGAUUAUAAUGGUUGUAAUGAAAAUGGAUUAUCGUUCUUACAACUAAAUACAACAUAUAAUACUUUGUAUUAUAUUUUCAUUUCUAGUGUUCAUAAGUCAAUUGGAUCAUAUUUCCUUCAAAUUACCCCAUACAAAAAACAGUUCUUUUGUCAGAACCCAAGAAAGACUGUUCUACCUCAAACCAUUAGUACUACUAUUGCACAAGAUGAUCCUAUUACUAUUGACCCAAGUGGAAAUUAUCAUAGAGGAUUAUGGAUGACAAUGGAUGGAUAUAAUCUUAUGAUUUACAUUGACGCAUGUCCAACAACAGACUUGGAUUGUCAUGUUAUUUUAACGUCAACACUUGAUUGUGUAAAAGAACAAACAUUAACAUAUAAUACAGAACGAGGAAAUGGGUUUUGUUCUGCUUCAUUUUAUGGAAAAAGUAGUCAAACAUAUAGAGUAAAAGCAUCUUCAACAAAUGCUACAACAUGUAACUUACAUAUUCAAAUGUAUGAAACAAAUGAAGUACCUCAAUCAUAUAAUAUUUGGCUUUUGAUUUGUACUGCAAUAUUUGGUGCACUUAUUAUUAUCACUGCAACAUCGUCAAUAAUCUAUGCAAUAAUUAAAAAGAAAAGAAUGAAAGCAUCUAUUCCAGACGUUGAACUCCAAGUGAUAACAAAUAAAUAA
Messenger RNA from Entamoeba histolytica HM-1:IMSS, 1317 nucleotides. RefSeq lists its product as uncharacterized. NCBI's taxonomy places the organism in Eukaryota, Evosea, Mastigamoebida, Endamoebidae. The record is from RefSeq and is a predicted model, not a curated record. The transcript is spliced from 3 exons. The coding region runs from base 1 to 1317 and encodes 438 amino acids.